Molecule: messenger RNA, 1545 nt
Organism: Camellia sinensis
Lineage: Eukaryota; Viridiplantae; Streptophyta; Magnoliopsida; Ericales; Theaceae
Product: protein rolling protein
Cellular component (GO): membrane
Source: RefSeq, a predicted model, not a curated record
GUAAAAUACUCCAGCUACUUGAAAGUUCUACGAGAGCUUAAUGAUUCACCAGAGUCUCCUGACCUCUUUGAUGAAUCGAGAUUGCUUGACUUCAUCACUUGAAUUUGCAGACUAAGAUAAGACUACGUACGAAUUGCUAAAUCAUGGGAUUGGUAGUGUACUGGUAUGAUUUCGUGUGUUUUGGCAUCGUUGGUGGAGCAUUUCUUGGUUCCAUCUAUGUGAUUUGGAUGAGAGAAGGUGCCGGAAAAUGCAAAGAAGACAGAACCAUGUAUGAGAGUCUGGUGGUAACUCCACCGCCAGACGACAUUCCUGGUGGCUAUGCAGCGGCAGCAGUAGCAGCAGGGGUAAGUAGUACUCCAAGAGGGCAUGUAAGCUCUACUCAACUCUGGACCAGUUGUUGGAGAGGGCUGCACCCAAUAUGGCUCUUGGCCCUACGUUUUGCCUCGUUUCUCAUCAUGGCUGCGCUCUUAGUUUGGGAUGUCAUAAUCUAUGACCCCUCCGUCUUUGCUUACUACACCGAGUGGACUUUUGCUUUGGUUAUUGUCUAUUUCGCCAUAGGGACAAUUGUAUCUGCAAAUGGAUGCAUGGUCUACUACUGGAAGAAACCUCCUUUCGCUAGUGUGCAGAGGGAAGAAUUUCUAAGAAGGGAUGUGGAAGAGAGUCAGAGUAUAUGUACAAACGCUAUGACUUUUAGGGCAAAAGAAAUGAGUGGCUCCAUCAAGUUGCAAAGCCCCUAUGACCAAGAAGCCAUCGAACAAAGAGCAGGUUUCUGGGGAUACCUUAUGCAGAUUGCGUAUCAGACUUGUGCAGGUGCUGUCAUUCUAACGGACCUUGUUUUUUGGUGUAUUAUUGUCCCGUUUCUGACAGAUGCACAUCUUGAACUGAACCUGUUGAUGGGGUGCAUGCAUACACUAAAUGCCAUUUUUCUUCUUCUUGAUACCGCUGUUAAUAGCCUUCCAUUUCCUUCGUUUCGACUAGCAUAUUUUGUGCUCUGGAGCUGCUGCUAUGUUAUUUUCGAGUGGGUUGUUCAUGCCUGUGGUUAUUCAUCACUGUGGCCAUAUCCUUUCCUUGAGCUUGGAGUACCAUGGGCACCUUUGUGGUACUUUUGCUUGGCCGUGGUUCACAUCCCCUGCUAUGGACUAUAUGCGUUGCUUAUAAGAGCCAAGAACUCCAUUUUUCCUAGAAUGUUCCCCCAAUCAUUUGUGAAGUCAUUUUAGUGUGUUUUUUUUUUUUAUAUAUAUAAUUAUUAUUAAGCCUCCAAGGCAUUAUAUAUAUUAUGUUGUUAUCAAAUGAUCUGCUUGUAUAUGUAAAGGAGGGAACAACAAUAGUAGACGCACACCCAUUUCUAAACAAUAGUAUACAUAUCCUAUUGGUCAUUAUGGGAGAAGAGGAGUGAGAUUGCUUCCACUGGUUUUACACACUAAUCUCAAAGUCCAACUUUUUUUCUCCUUUUUUUUUUCUUCUCUUUUACAUAUGUAUCACCAGCUGGUAUGGGCUUUCAAGUUCCAACCACCCUAACCCCUAUGCUACAGAUCCCUCUUUCCC